AUGGAUGUGUUCUUUCAACCAACAAAAGGAAGGCCAUUUGCAAUUGAAGUUGGCUAUUUUGACACUAUUUUAGAGAUCAAAGACAAAAUCCAAAGAGAUCAAGGUAUUCCUAUUCCAAAACAAACCUUAAUCUUCAAAGGUAAUGUCCUAGACGACCACCUGAAUGUUCAUUAUUCUGACAUCCUCGACCGUUCUCAUAUUCAACUCGUCGUAGAAUCCGAACCUGACAAGAAUAAUGGGAUCAAGGCGGAACAGGCAUUGUCUCCUACGAGGAAAAUUCAACUCCUCCUCAAAAUGCCAACAUCCAAAAUAAGUGUCACCUUAGAGGUAGACGUUACGGAUAGUGUUAGAAGGGUAAAAGAGAGAAUUCACGAGAUGGAAGGUGUGCAUGUGAGUAAAUUAGUCAUGCAUGCAAAUGGAAUCGAAUUGAUUGAUCAUCAGAGCCUUCAAGAUUAUGGACUUUCAGAUAAUUCUGAAAUUAAUGUUAGUGUUAGGCCUAGUAUUAUUGCAUCUGCAGCAGCAACAACAACAACAACUUCUUCGGGAUCAUCAGUGAAUAAUAAUGGGAACGGACCGAAGAAAUUAAGGAUUAUGGUUUUGUCGAAAUGUGGUACUAAGAAAAUUCCGAUCGAAGUUAAUCCGUCAGACAAUGUGGGAUACUUGAAGAAAGAGUUGCAAAAAUUGAACCAAAAAUUGGAAUUAGAGCUUCCACAAGAAGGGUAUUUUUUUAUUUAUAAACAAAAUGUGAUGGAUGAUGAUCGUUCAUUUAGAUGGCAUCAUGUUUGUCAAGGUGACACUAUUGAGAUUUUUAAUGGUAGUGUCACAGGUGGAACUUAAUUUUCUUUUCUUUUUUUUCUUGUA
Molecule: messenger RNA, 861 nt
Organism: Lycium barbarum (goji berry)
Lineage: Eukaryota; Viridiplantae; Streptophyta; Magnoliopsida; Solanales; Solanaceae
Product: ubiquitin domain-containing protein 7SL RNA2-like
Exons: 1
Coding region: 1-837 (278 amino acids)
Biological process (GO): proteasome-mediated ubiquitin-dependent protein catabolic process
Cellular component (GO): nucleoplasm; cytosol
Molecular function (GO): ubiquitin binding; polyubiquitin modification-dependent protein binding; proteasome binding
Source: RefSeq, a predicted model, not a curated record